Bradysia coprophila is the source of this 2000-nucleotide messenger RNA. Its product is annotated as alpha-amylase A-like. The record is from RefSeq and is a predicted model, not a curated record. Gene Ontology annotation, biological process: carbohydrate metabolic process. Gene Ontology annotation, molecular function: cation binding; alpha-amylase activity. NCBI's taxonomy places the organism in Eukaryota, Metazoa, Arthropoda, Insecta, Diptera, Sciaridae.
ACAAGUCGACUCGAUAGACGCUCGUAUGCAAAUACGAUUUUUAUUUAGUCGCAGUAUGAACGCGCGUAUAUUUUAACAAACAUCGAUGUUCUACUGAAAUCUGUUGAACUAAACUAAACCGUCGCAUGUAAUAUACAAUUUCAAUUUUAGUCAGUGAUGAGCACGGGUUCACUGAAAACAUUAAAUGGCACUGUGCUUGAGUUGAGAAUAAAAAACGAGUUUCUUCAUUAAGAAUAUUAAAAUUGUGUUUUGCGUCAUUGGUGGCUGUUAUUGAAAAACACCAUGCGAGAAAUAAUGUUGAUAUCUUUACUGCAACUCAUUAACUUUGCAACAUUAACUUUGUCUCAGUACAAUCCACAUUUCUUUUCGAAUCGGUCGGGAAUCGUCCAUUUAUUUGAAUGGAAAUUUAACGACAUUGCUGCAGAAUGUGAGACAUAUCUUUCACGGCAUGGAUUUGGUGGCGUGCAGGUGUCACCAAUCACUGAAAAUGCAAUUGUACCGAAAAGACCCUGGUUCGAAAGAUACCAACCCAUUUCGUACAACAUAAUUACAAGAUCAGGCAAUGAGAGUGACUUUAGCCGAAUGGUAAAUCGAUGUAAUGCGGUCGGUGUCCGAAUUUAUGUUGAUGUUAUUGCGAAUCAUAUGGCUGCAGGAAAUGGAUUAGUGAAUGGAACUGGUGGCGGUACGGCCUUUAUACCUGAUAAAUACUAUCCGGUUGUUCCAUACAAUGAGACACAUUUCCAUCAGUCAUGUGCAAUAAACGACUACAAUAAUGCCUUUGAAGUACGGAAUUGUGAGCUUGUUGGAUUGCCUGAUUUAGACCAGAGCAUAGAGUAUGUUCGCGAUCGAAUUGGUAAUUUUAUGAACAAGUUGAUUGAUAUCGGGGUUGCUGGCUUUCGGAUGGAUGCCUCAAAACAUAUGUGGCCCAGUGAUUUAAGUGUGAUCUAUGGUCGUCUAAAGAAUUUGUCAGCAAGUUUUGCGCCAGGAUCAAAACCAUUUAUUUAUCAAGAGGUUAUAGACCUUGGGGGUGAAGCUGUGAAGAAAACUGAAUACAUAUCUCUGGGCGCAGUCACGGAAUUUAAAUUUUCAUUAGAAAUUAGUCGAGCUUUUCGUGGUCACAAUGAAUUAAAGUGGUUAAAGUCCUGGGGUCCAGUAUGGAAUAUGCUACCACCAAAGUGUGCAUUAGUUUUCGUAGAUAAUCAUGACAAUCAACGAGGAAAUGGUGCUGGUGGAUCUGAAAUUCUGACCUACAGAUUUCCGAAAAUGUACAAAAUGGCUGUCGCAUUUAUGUUAGCCCAUCCGUAUGGCAUUCCAAGGAUCAUGAGCUCAUAUGCGUUUGAUUUAUCAGACCAAGGACCUCCUGCCGAUCCUUCAACCGAAAAUAUAAUUUCUCCGAAAUUCUCGCCCAAUGGAACUUGUACAAAUGGAUGGGUUUGUGAGCAUCGUUGGGUAGAAAUUGCUGGAAUGAUUGGGUUUCGGAAUAACGUGCAUGGUGAACCACUUGUGAAUUGGUGGGAUAACGACAAUAACAUGAUUGCGUUUUGUCGCGGUAACAAAGGAUUUGUGGCCUUUAACAAUGAACAAAAUGAGGCAGUAGUCACCCUGAAUACGUGUUUGACUCGUGGUGAUUAUUGUGAUGUCAUCAGCGGCAAGAAACUUGGAAGGAAUUGUACAGGAAGGAAAAUAUCUGUAAAUGAAAAAGGCAAAUCCCUAAUCAGAUUGAAGACUCAUAGUGUGGUUGCGAUUCAUUCUGGGGCAAAGUUAUAGAUUCAAUUUAUUUCGGUAAAAAGUAUCAUGAAACAGUCUUCAACAACAAAAAAAUGUCAACCAUUUACAUCCGGAAAACAACGGCUGUCUAAUUUAUCUUGUGGUACUUUUCUUUAUACAGAUUGAGCCAGCGGUUUGUGCAGUCCAUUGAACAGAACAUGUUGCUAAAAAUGAUGUGCGACAAACUCUUAUUCCUGAGAAAUAAAUAACGCAAGCCGUUAGCACUAAAAAAA